GUCCAGACAAGCCUGGAAACGAGGCGUUCCCCGCCGCCCCGCUGUCUGUCUGUCUGCCCCGCGGAGCUCCGAGAGCCACCGAGGACCCGUCGUCUCCUCCCCGGACUAAUGCGCUCCAUCCCCGGGGAACCAGCACCGCACCUCACCGGCGGUUCUCCUGUGAACCGUUUCUCCUCCGGACCGUGAAAUGUGAUGGGACGCGACCGACUCCCAGGCUAGCUCCACGGCUAACGCCGUUAGCUCCGGUAGCGGUCCUGCCCGGGCUCCGUGGAUCGGGUCUACAUGGUGACUUCCGGUCUGUUGUGUGGAGGGAUCGGAUCUUUUUAAUGAAAGUGUGCAGCUGAGGAUAGAUCAGAUAUCUGGUUCUUUCUGGGAUAUUAUUCCGCCUCUUUGCCCUAAGUUCCCCGGCUCCAGACGCCCCCCCCACCCCCCUCUGGGGCUGCUAGCAUGUUAGCAUGUUAGCACGUAGACAUGGACGUUGCUCGCUGGCAGAUCCGAGAAACGAGUUAGCUGCUCGGUCACUCUCCCCGCGGGUCCCCGCCGGCUGCAGCGGGUAGCCCGGCUCAGUUCACUUUAGUUCGGGUUAGUUAGCGCGAGUUAAACCAACCCCGCUGGACCCGACGACAACAACAUCGCAGCGGCGCCGUUUCCCCCUUUUCACUCGAGAAGGAGCGGGUCAGAGAACCGAGCUGAGAGCCGAGUGCUGCCCGGAGGAGCAGCGAGGGAACCCGGACUCCCCCGGACCCACAGCCCGGUGUCCAGCGCCAUGGCCGCGGGCCGGAUCACCAUGAAGUCACUCGCCAAAUUCGGCUUCUGCCUGACGAUCCUCCUGACCUCCGUGGCUGCGGCGCAGGGCGAGGAGAGGGAGUGUGCCUUCACGGACCAGCAGCAGCCGCUGGGGGUCGACCGAGUGGCGGGGGGCGAAGGUCGGGUCUCCCCGGAGAACACAACCAUCCGAUGUGCCAAGGGCGGCCACUGCUUUGGCCUGUGGGAGAAAAGUCCUCCAGGCGAAGUGCGGCUGGUCAAACAAGGAUGCUGGACCCACCUCGGGGACGACCAGGCCUGCCGCGACGACCGCUGCGUGGUGACCAACCUCCCCCCGCAGAUCCAGAAUGGAACGUACCACUUCUGCUGCUGCGGGAGCGACAUGUGCAACGUCAACUUCACCGAGGACUUCCCGAUGCCCAGCCCCACCACGGCCCAGCCCCUCUACCCCCAAACACUGCGCUACGAAGAGACGGUAAUUAUCGCCCUGGCAACAGUCUCCGUGAUGGCUGUGGUUGCUGUAGCAGCCUUCUUUGGUUACCGCAUGAUGCACGGAGGUGGUAAGCAAGGUCUGCACAACCUGAAUAUGAUGGAGGCGGCUGGCUCCGAGAGUUCUCUGGACCUAGACAAUCUCAAACUGCUGGAGCUGAUUGGACGUGGCAGGUACGGGACAGUGUACUGUGGCGCUCUGGACGAGCGGCCGGUCGCCGUGAAGGUUUUCACCGCGGCCAACCGGCAGAACUUCCUGAACGAAUGCUCCAUCUAUCGGCUGCCGCUGCUGGAGCACGACAACAUCGCUCGCUUUGUGGCGGCAGAUGAGCGCACCGGCCUGGAAGGACGCACAGAGUACCUGCUGGUCAUGGACUACUACCCACAUGGCUCACUGAACCGCUACCUGGGCAUCCAGACCAGCGACUGGAUCAGCAGCUGCCGGCUCGCCCACUCCGUCACCCGGGGCCUAGCGUACCUGCACACGGAGCUCUUCAAAGGAGACUUGUACAAGCCGGCGGUGUCCCACAGGGACCUGAACAGCCGGAACAUCCUGGUGAAAAUGGACGGCACAUGCGUCAUCAUCGAUUUCGGCCUGUCCAUGAAGCUGACUGGAAACAGGCCGGCGCGUCACGGCGAGGAGGAGAACACGGCUAUAAGUGAGGUCGGGACAAUCCGCUACAUGGCCCCCGAGGUGCUGGAGGGAGCGGUGAACCUGAGGGACUGCGAGUCGGCGCUGAAGCAGGUGGACAUGUACGCCCUGGGCCUGGUCUACUGGGAGACCUUCAUGAGAUGCACUGACCUUUUCCCCGGAGAGUCUGUGCCGGAGUACCAGAUGGCGUUCCAGGCAGAGGCAGGGAACCACCCAACGUUUGAGGACAUGCAGGUCCUGGUAUCCAGGGAGAAGCAACGGCCCAAAUUCCCUGAGGCCUGGAAAGAAAACAGUUUGGCCGUCCGCUCCCUGAAGGAGACGAUGGAGGACUGCUGGGACCAGGACGCCGAGGCCCGCCUCACCGCCCAGUGUGCCGAGGAGCGACUGGCAGAGCUGCUCCUCAUAUGGGACCGCUCCAAGUCUGUGAGCCCCACCCUCAACCCCAUGUCCACCACUCUGCACAACGAGAGAAAUCGUAUGACGCCAAAGUCCGGCCCGUACGCAGACCACCCAUCCACCUACAUCGAAGAGAAUGAGGGUGUGGCCAAGAACACGCAGACCGACACCACUGGCUCUUUGAGCGGCCGAGCCGUGGCCGGGACCGGGGAGAGAAACAGGAACUCCAUCAAUCAGGAGCGCCAGCAGCAAGCCAACGCCCGUCUGCCCAGCCCGGAGGGCAGCAGCACCAGCAUGGGUCUGAGAGGAAGCCCCUCAGCCUCCACCACCACCACCACCAUCAUCUCUGAGACCGAGGGGCCGGCAGGGGUCCCCACAGUCCCUGUCUGCCUCCACCUGACACAGGAAGACCUGGAGACCACCAAGCUGGACCCGAAAGAGGUGGACAAGAACCUGAAGGAGAGCUCGGACGAGAAUCUGAUGGAGCACUCGCAGAAGCAGUUCUGCUCACCGGACCCACUGAGCCCCGGGAGCUCCAGCCUUCUUUACCCUCUCAUCAAGAUGGCGACUGAGGCCUCGGGCACGUCAGACACUGCUGCCCCCAUGCCCACCACCAUCUUCCCCCUGCCUAAACAGCAGAACCUGCCCAAGAGGCCGUCCAGCCUGCCCCUGCGCACCAAGCCCACCAAGAAGGAGUCGUCGUCGUCUUCUCUCAGGUUCAAGUUCGGACGCUCCGGGAAGUCCAACCUGCGGCAGGUGGAGGCAGCAAAGCUGAACAUUGGUGCAGUAACAGGCACAAACACAAGUGUGGAGGCUCAUCGGGGCCCGGGCACCAACAACAUACCCGCCCUGCGAGACACGCAUGUCAACGGCAGCGCUAACGGCGCCGCCAAUGGUCAUGCCAGCUCCUCCAUGGCUGCAGGCGGAGCGACCGGUUACGGAGGAUCCGGCGUAACUCAGAACGGCUCCGGAGUCCUGCGGUCGGACGACAGCCGCCUGAGCCUCGGGGUCAUCACCGCCAGCCCCGACGAACACGAGCCGCUUCUGAGCCGAGAGCGAGAGCAGCCGGACCUGAGAGACGCCUCCUCCAGCGCCGCCGCCCUCCGCUCCGCGCGGCCCAACACCAACAACAACAACAGCAACACCGGCCAGGGCCAGGGGGAAGGUGAGAGCGGAGGAGAGAGCGACGGAGGGGAGGAGGGCGGGAGCGGAGAAGGAGGAAGCAGGGAAACCACGGGGCCCCAAGGAGACAGCUUGGGCUCCGGGCCUGUUGCCGUGGAGACAGCACCUGUCAUCAUGAGAGGAGAGGCCCUGCUCAGGCAGCCCAGGGCCCGCAGGCCGGAGAGACCCAACUCCCUGGACCUGUCCUUCACCACACAGGACCUGGCCUCACUAGAAGCAGGCUUGUUACAGCCGGACGGAGCCUUGGGCACAGGCGAUAAGAUUAAGAAGCGCGUCAAAACACCUUAUUCUCUGAAGAAGUGGCGGCCCACCACGUGGGUCAUCUCCACAGACACCAGGGGGCCGGAGGUCAACAACAACGGCUCGGCCCACGGUCAAGGCCACGGUCAGAACCGGCCCAAGUCCAGCUCGGCUAUCUACCUGCGGGGGGGGAGCUUGGCCAGCGAGCCCAGCGACACGCAUGUGUGAACUCGGACCCUCUGACAAUACUGAAAGAAAAAAAAAAGAACAAACAGAGCGGUUUGGUUUCUCUCUGUUGAGCCGCGGGCUCUGAAUCAGCAAGAGGAAGCUAUGGAGUGCAGAGUGGAGUCUGAUCGUGUACAGUAAUUAGGUUUGUCUCGCUCCCGUGUGUCUUUCUAAUGAUGGCAUUGCUUUAAAUGGAAUCCAGCUAUGCAGCCUUCUCAUCCGCUUCUGUUCCUGCGUUUUUAUUAAUCUCCAUCUUUGUCAGUUUGUGUCAUGUUUCGUCCUCAUGAGCAUAGCAAUGUUUUGAACGGAUUUUCUUUCCCUCUUUCUCUCUAUGUGCACUUUGAACCGAUUAAAAUCAGUGUUUAGAAAUCCUGUCUGUUGCGACCACACCAAGAAGUGGUCUUUAAACUUAAACAAGGCGAUGACAAACAAUCAACCCGUUGAGCGCUCUCUCUCUCUCUCUCUCUCUCUCUCUCUCUCUCUCUCUCUCUCUC
Messenger RNA from Limanda limanda (common dab), 4443 nucleotides. RefSeq names its product bone morphogenetic protein receptor type-2-like. Gene Ontology annotation, biological process: vasculature development; BMP signaling pathway; cellular response to growth factor stimulus. Gene Ontology annotation, cellular component: plasma membrane; signaling receptor complex. The coding region runs from base 767 to 3952 and encodes 1061 amino acids. Gene Ontology annotation, molecular function: transforming growth factor beta receptor activity; ATP binding. Lineage: Eukaryota; Metazoa; Chordata; Actinopteri; Pleuronectiformes; Pleuronectidae. The transcript is spliced from 13 exons. The record is from RefSeq and is a predicted model, not a curated record.